GGCUGGCUUACACCGUCCCGGCCUCAUUCCCUCUCCCUUCCCGAAGCCUCCACUAAGACUGCGAGCAAUGGCCACGGCAGAAGGGAAAGGACUCAAGCCAGAAGGACGCCCUGAGCUUGGCGAAGUGGGUGGGAUCCCCCUGUUUAAAACCACCUGUAAUGAAUGGGGCCGGAUCCAGGGCUUCCAAGCCAAGCCAGAUGACCUGCUCAUUUGUACCUAUCCCAAAGCAGGCACCACAUGGAUACAAGAGAUAGUAGAUAUGAUCCAACAAGAAGGUGACCUGGAGAAAUGUCAGCGGGCCCCUGUCCAUCGCCGACAUCCAUUCAUUGAGUGGGCACGGCCGCCCCAGCCCUCAGGGGUGGACCAGGCAGACGCGAUGCCCUCUCCGAGGAUUCUGAAAACCCAUCUCCCUGUGCAGCUGCUCCCUCGGUCCUUUUGGGAGCAGAACUGCAAGUUCCUUUACGUAGCAAGGAAUGCCAAAGACUGUGUGGUGUCUUAUUUCCACUUCCAAAGAAUGAACAAGAUGAACCCUGAUCCUGGAACGUGGCCAGAAUAUGUUGAGACUUUCAUGGCAGGCAAAGUUGGCUGGGGCCCUUGGUACGACCAUGUAAAAGGUUGGUGGAAGGCAAAAGACACUCACCGUGUGCUCUACCUCUUCUAUGAAGACAUCAAAAAGGAUCCAAAGCGUGAAAUCCGGAAGGUGAUGCAAUUUAUAGGAAAGCAACUAGAUGAAGUCACUCUGGACAAGAUUGUCCACCAUACCUCAUUUGAAGUCAUGAAAGACAACCCCAUGGCCAACCGGGCCGGUGUGCCCCUCUCCGUCAUGGACCAGUCCAUUUCCCCAUUCAUGCGGAAAGGAACAGUUGGUGACUGGAAGAACCACUUCACGGUGGCUCAGAAUGAGCGAUUCAAUGAAGACUAUCAAAGGAAGAUGGCAGACACCACCCUGACUUUCUCCAUGGAGCUCUAAAACCCCACUGCUGGAACUCCCGAAGAGGAACUCCCUCCUUAAAGGGAGGAUUCAUCUCAGCCAACAUUGUCAGGAGCUUUUCUUUUUCCAGCUGUGCUGUGGGGCCUGCAGAUCCUAAUUGCACCAAAUA
Elgaria multicarinata webbii is the source of this 1100-nucleotide messenger RNA. Its product is annotated as sulfotransferase 1C2-like. Gene Ontology annotation, cellular component: cytoplasm. The transcript has 8 exons. Gene Ontology annotation, molecular function: sulfotransferase activity. Lineage: Eukaryota; Metazoa; Chordata; Lepidosauria; Squamata; Anguidae. Bases 68 to 970 code for a protein of 300 amino acids. The record is from RefSeq and is a predicted model, not a curated record. Gene Ontology annotation, biological process: sulfation.